Molecule: messenger RNA, 2317 nt
Organism: Acinonyx jubatus (cheetah)
Lineage: Eukaryota; Metazoa; Chordata; Mammalia; Carnivora; Felidae
Gene: TERF1
Product: telomeric repeat binding factor 1
Exons: 10
Coding region: 46-1353 (435 amino acids)
Biological process (GO): telomere maintenance
Cellular component (GO): nucleus; chromosome, telomeric region
Molecular function (GO): protein homodimerization activity; telomeric repeat DNA binding
Source: RefSeq, a predicted model, not a curated record
CGCUCGGCGCCUGGGGCGGGGGCGGACUCGCGCGAGUGAUUUAACAUGGCGGAAAAUGGUGUCUUGGCGGCUCCGAGCCCGCGGGGGCGUGCGGAUGGGGAGGACGCGGAGCCCCCGGAAGAGCGAAUGGCAGAAACGCCGAGAGAUGAUCAGGAGCAGUUUGAGUGCCAGGAACUACUGGAAUGCCAGGUGCAAGUGGGGGUCCCAGAGGAAGAGGAAGACCCGGGCCUAGUGGCCGAGGCUGAGGCGGUCGCUGCUGGCUGGAUGCUCGAUUUCCUCUGCCUCUCUCUUUGCCGGGCCUUCCGCGACGGCCGCUCUGAGGACUUCCACCGGACCCGCGACAGCGCAGAGGCUAUUAUUCAUGGGCUGUCCAGUCUAACCGCUAAUCAGUUGAGAACUAUAUUCAUAUGUCAGUUUUUGACAAGAGUUGCAGCAGGAAAAACCCUUGAUGCACAGUUUGAAAGUGAUGAACGAGUUACACCCUUGGAAUCCGCCCUGAUGAUUUGGGCCUCAAUUGAAAACGAACAUGACAAACUUCAUGAAGAAAUACAGAAUUUAAUUAAAAUUCAGGCGAUAGCUGUUUGUAUGGAAAAUGGCAAUUUUAAAGAAGCAGAAGAAGUCUUUGAAAGAAUAUUUGAUGACCCAAAUUCUUAUGAGCCUUUAAAAAGGAAAUUGCUUAUGGUAAUCUCUCAGAGAGAUACAUUCCACUCCAUUUUUCAGCACUUCAGCUACAACCACAUGAUGGAGAAAAUUAAGAGUUAUGUGAAUUGUGUAAUAAGUGAAAAAUCAUCAGCCUUUCUUAUGAAGGCAGCAGCAAAAGUAGUGGAAAGUAAAAGAGCAAGAACAACUUCUCAAGAGAAACCUGAUGGUAACAGUAUUGAAAUGGAAACUGAAGCUAAUUUGGAUGUAGGAAAAAGUGUUACUACUGACAAAAAGUCUGCUGGAACUGAAUCCUCAGAGGGUACAGUAUCUUUAUUGAGGUCUCACAAGAAUCUCUUUCUAUCUAAAUGGAAACACAGAAGCCGACAGCAAGAUUUUAAUAAGAAAGAGGAAAGAGUGGAAACUCUUCAAAGUAGAGGAAAGGAAAAAAACAGACAAACCACUGAAAGCAAGAGAAGACACAUUUUGAACAGUCAGCCAGUAACUUCCAGAAAACGUCGAUCUAGGAAAAAACAGGCAUGGCUCUGGGAAGAAGACAAGAAUCUGAGAUCUGGUGUGAGGAAAUACGGAGAGGGACACUGGUCUAAAAUACUAUUACAUUAUAAAUUCAACAACCGAACAGGCGUCAUGUUAAAAGACAGAUGGAGGACUAUGAAGAAGCUAAAACUAAUUUGCUCAGACAGUGAAGACUGAAUGUGUUUGUAAAAGCUUGGUAAAAUGGCAGUUAAAUAGUUUGAUCACGGCAUUUUGUUUGAAACCGGUGGUCAUUGAUGUGUCUUAAAAUUCUUAUCUAAAGCUUUACAGUAUGAUUACAGUGUCACUUUAAUCUGAAGAUUGAUGCUAUAAGAGUAAAAUUCUAUGCCAUCAUUGCAUUCUUAAAGAAUAUUUUUCCUUUGAAAAAAUGUAAAUUUGUUGAACCCUGGUGCUUUCAAUAAUCUUAUCCCCAAAUCUUAUCCCCCCGCCAAAAAAAAAAAAAAAAAACCAUGAAAACCUGGUAAGAGAAAAAAUGUAUUCCUGUUAACCUAUUCUGCAUCUGUAGGCUGACUUCACCUUGGUAACACACAUAAAAGUAAAGUUUCUCUAAGACUUGAUUUAUGGCUUUAAUAUAUUAGUUACUAAUAUGCUUAUUUAUAGAAUGUACAAAGCAAUCCAUGACUUGUAAUAUACUUAAAUUUUCCUUACAGUAGUUUCAUAUAAGGGAGAAAACUUAAAAAUAGUAAUAUCCAUACAACAAAAUUUGUACUAUUACCAAGAAUAGCUUCAUGUCUCAUUUAGGUACAUUUAACUUUGUUUCAGUGUUAAAAAAAUCUGCUUUAUAAUAUGGUCCCAUAAAUACCAGUUUCUAUGAUAUUUUCAUUUAAUACGUCAGUAUUGGGCCUAAGUAGUAUUCUGUAAAUGCUUAAAUUGGUAUUAACCAUGAUUAUUUGAUGUCUGUGUUAAAUGCUAAAUAAACAAUGUCAUAAUACCUUAACAAUUUUAAGUUCUCACCAGCCUUUUAUUCUUUAGAGGAUUUAGUCAUAAACCAAGAGCAUUCUUUGACAUUUGGAGUCACAUGUGCUUUAUUUAAUGAGUGAAAAUAUUGAAGUAUUGGUGUACAAAAUUAAAUGGGAGUAUUUUGUAAUCUGUAUUGCAUUUCUUAUUAAAGUUGCAUACAUUA